Messenger RNA from Paramacrobiotus metropolitanus, 1933 nucleotides. Its product is annotated as V-type proton ATPase subunit H-like. Gene Ontology annotation, cellular component: vacuolar proton-transporting V-type ATPase, V1 domain; lysosomal membrane. Gene Ontology annotation, biological process: proton transmembrane transport. The record is from RefSeq and is a predicted model, not a curated record. The coding region runs from base 114 to 1556 and encodes 480 amino acids. The transcript has 11 exons. NCBI's taxonomy places the organism in Eukaryota, Metazoa, Tardigrada, Eutardigrada, Parachela, Macrobiotidae. Gene Ontology annotation, molecular function: proton-transporting ATPase activity, rotational mechanism.
AAAUUUAAAGCUGAAGUUGCUCACGUGCUUUGAGUGUUCCUGUCAUUUCCAAGUUCCCGUUUUCCCCAGUUGUGAACGAGGAGUAUUUUCAUUAAGUUACAAUAUUAUCGGAAAUGGCCAGUUUAUCUAAAGCUCUACCCGAGGAAUUAGAGCAGGUCGGAGGCGUCGUGGUGGCCAAUUCGGCGCUGGCCACCCGUGCCGCCGAGGUGCGCGCCAAUCGGAUCAACUGGCAGUCGUACCUGCAGAGUCAGAUGAUCACACAGGAGCAGUUCAACGUCAUCAUGAUGCUGGACACGGCGCCCCCUCCCAAACGCGAUCAGUUUAUGAAGGAGCACCGGUUUGAAUGUGCACGGACCUUUCUGGAGAUGAUCGCCAACGUGGCCAAGGAUCAAACGGUGCAGUAUCUGCUCACUAUGAUCGACGAUAUUCUCCAGGAAGACCGAACUCGUGUCGAGAUUUUCCACGAGUACGCAGCAGCGGAGAAAACCACGGUCUGGAGACUUUUCCUUCCGCUUUUGAAUCGACAGGACCAGUUCAUUGUCACACAAGCCAGCCGCAUCAUCGCCAAACUGGCUUGCUGGAGCCGCAUCCUGAUGGACGGAACAGAUUUACAUUUUUAUUUGGCAUUUCUCAAGGAACAGCUGCGUAUGCAGAAUAAUGAGUACAAGCAAGCCACAGCAAGAUGUCUGCAGAUGUUGCUACGAGUUGAUGAAUAUCGUCAGGCAUACGCCACGGUGGACGGAAUAACAACAAUUCUGAAUGCACUGUCGACCAGCAGCAAUUUCCAGAUCCAGUAUCAGCUGAUAUUUUGUCUUUGGUGCAUGUCGUUCAAUGCGGAUCUUGCGGAACAGAUGAACAAAUACAACGUGAUUCCAAAUUUGGCAUUGAUACUAGCCGAUUCCCAGAAGGAAAAAGUGCUGCGAAUAAUUCUGGCGACGCUACGAAACUUGCUGGAGAAGCCAGAAGAUACCCAGACUGUGCAGGAGAAUGCUGUUGCAAUGGUUCACGGGAAGGUGCUAAAGACGUUGAGUCUUCUGCAGUCUCGGAAAUUUGAUGAUCAGGAUAUCAUUGACGAUAUCACUUACCUCGAAGAGAAACUGCAGGCUAGCGUUCAGGAUUUGAGUUCGUUCGACGAGUACGUGUCUGAGCUGAAAUCGGGCCGCUUGGAAUGGAGUCCGGUACAUAAAAGUGAACGUUUCUGGCGUGAGAAUGCGCAAAAUUUUAACGAAAGGAAUUACGAAUUGCUUAAGAUUUUGACUCGUCUCUUGGAAGUUUCUAAAGAUCCGUUGAUUUUGAGUGUUGCCGUGCACGAUAUUGGCGAAUAUGUACGGUGCUAUCCCAGAGGAAAGCAAAUUAUCGAACAAAUCGGGGGUAAACAGUUGGCCAUGACGCUACUUACACAUGAAGACUCCAAUGUCCGAUACCAGGCUUUAUUGGCUGUUCAGAAGAUGAUGGUGCAGAAUUGGGAGUACCUCGGAAAACAGCUGGAACAAGACACGGCAGCAGCCGGUAGCGCUGCGGUCAAGGGGAAACCCGCCGUUCCAACAAAAGGUUAAAAAGACUGUUGUGCGUUCUGGUGUCGUGUUGGCCUACUCAUAUUCAGAAUUCCGAGUGAUUCCACCUAGUUUAGCGUGCUUGUCUGUGUGUCUCCCGAAUCUGAUGAUCUACGUAAAAUAUCGUGCAGCUCUUGAUGUGCUUUUAUCUUGUCUGUAUCGCUGGGGGAGUGUUUAGUUCACUGUUUACAGAGUCAGAGACGAGACACUGUCGUUUAUUUAAGUUUUAGAUGCUAUCAUGGUUAUAAUACUUUGACAUUCCGCGCUGAGAUAAUUUAACGUUCCGAAUUACCUGUUUUAAUCUGCAUCUACAACUGUGAUUUGUGAAUUUUAUUGUGCGUGCAGUGAUGAAUUUGCCGAAUUAAAAAUAAACAACAGUG